Messenger RNA from Eurytemora carolleeae, 1868 nucleotides. Its product is annotated as protein RCC2 homolog. NCBI's taxonomy places the organism in Eukaryota, Metazoa, Arthropoda, Copepoda, Calanoida, Temoridae. The transcript is spliced from 11 exons. The coding region runs from base 44 to 1387 and encodes 447 amino acids. The record is from RefSeq and is a predicted model, not a curated record.
CUUAGCGGCCAUUUUUAAUUUCAGAAUUAGCUAGAACACGAAUAUGUCUGCGGAGAACGGAACACAGAACGGUGGAGAGAAAAGGAAGGUGGAGGAUGAAGGCGAUACUCUCAGAAAACGUGAGAAACUGGAGGCUGGAACCCUUCUGUUUUCCGGUGCUACGGAUUGGAAGGAAGUUGGCCGAAAGACGAAUGAUCUGUCUAAGUCUGCAAACACUCAAUGGUCACCAGUUCGGCUUGCGGCUUUAAAGGACGUGCAAAUAGCAUCGGUUGGUGUUGGCAGCAACUCUGCCUUCUGUAUGGCAAUCUCUGAGGAUGGAAAGGUUUACGCGUGGGGCAGGAAUGAGAUGGGUCAGCUUGGUCUAGGAGAUACCAAGGAUAGAUUCUGUCCAACCUUGAUCACAGAACUCUCCGGGCACAAUGUUGUCAAGGUUUGUACAGGGAAAUCCCACUCCCUGUUCCUGACUAGUGAAGGCAAGGUUCUAGCUGCAGGGUCAAACUCUGCCGGUCAGUGUGGAGUAGGGAAGGGGAAAGAUCAGCUGACUACCCCCAAGAUCAUAAACUACAUGGGACCCGAUAUUGUAGAUGUGGCGUGUGGAGCUGAGUUCUCCAUGAUCCUGGAUGAGGAGGGCGGAGUCUGGUCUUUCGGGCACCCGGAGAACGGAACCCUCGGACACAAUGACGACGGCAAGUUUAUGGCGAAGGCGAAUAAAGUCGAUUUCAGAUACGAGUAUGCUCCCCUGAAGAUUCCUCUGUUUGUUGAGAAGGAUUCUAAAUCCAAGGAGAUCACUCCGCUCCCUACACCCAAGAUUAUCAAGAUAGCGUGUGGUCCAAACCACACCGUCGCCGUGGACGACAACUGCAAGGCGUACUCCUGGGGGUUCGGCGGCUAUGGACGACUGGGACACGCGGAGACUUCGGACGAGCUUGUUCCUCGUCUCAUCAAGUACCUGGACCAGAAGAACAGGGGGGUCAGGGAUGUAUUCUGCGGGGGAGCCUUUAACAUCGCCAUGUCUGAGAUCAAGGGAAUGGUCCAGAUGUGGGGGAUCUACAUGCCGAACAAGGAGGCCAACAUGUACCCCAAACCAGUUCAGGAUCUCAGCGGUUGGGAGGUCAGGUCUAUUGCCUGCAACUCAAAGGGUUGGUUAGCGGCUGCUGACGAGGCUGUUAUCGGUUGUAUGCCCUCGCCCUGUGUUGGGGAGCUGGGGGCCGGGAUGAAGAAGAAAUCGUCCGCUCAGCCGACUAUUCUUGAUACUCUCGACAAGGUUCAUGUGCUCAGGGUUGGAGCAGGACUCUCACAUUCUCUGUUCAUCGCCAGGAAUCAGACAGAGGCAGAUAAGAAGAUACUGGAGAAAUUUCCGGUCAUUGAUCAAGCUGCACUCGAUUAGAUCAAUCAAGAUCAGUUCACUCGUGGACUCGAUCACUUCUUGAUCAAACCUUCUCCGUAUCAAUUAAGUUUUAUUCAGAGAUCAAUCAAAAUUCGUCAUGAGAUCAUUUUUAAAAGCAUUGACCAAUCCUUUCAAGAAAUUAUGUUAUUAUCAAUUUUAAUUGAAUCAAUUAAAUCAGUGAAAGUCCAGUCUUUUUGUCAAGAUUUUACUACUUAAAAAAAGUGUGAUCAAAAUAUCUCGCAGAAGAGACUUUUCCAAAAUCAUAGUUCUGAUCAGUAUUAAUGCACACAUUCAGUGCAUUUCUGCGCGCUAAUAUUCCAGUGUCGAUCACAGUGUUUAAAAAUUCGCAUUUAAUCAUAUUUUUCAUAAAAAGUUUUAUAAAAUCUCGUUCUCAUAAUCUGUCCAUUGUUAAACAUAUUUGUAAUUAUAUCAAAGAUAUUUUAAAAUCGCAGCUAUUUUCAAAAUAUUAUAUUCAAAACCA